Coprinopsis cinerea okayama7#130 is the source of this 1416-nucleotide messenger RNA. RefSeq lists its product as hypothetical. The record is from RefSeq and is a predicted model, not a curated record. NCBI's taxonomy places the organism in Eukaryota, Fungi, Basidiomycota, Agaricomycetes, Agaricales, Psathyrellaceae. The transcript has a single exon. Gene Ontology annotation, molecular function: protein binding. The coding region runs from base 1 to 1416 and encodes 471 amino acids.
AUGGACACCUUUCCCCCAGAAAUCAUCGCAACCAUUCUCCGCUUCGCAUUGAUCGGCAGCGCCGACGACGACGACUCGGGCCAGGCCCAAAGCGCGGCCGUAGAUCCUCUGGAGAUGGAGAAUUACCGUCUGGUCUGCAGGCGGUGGAACCAGACCGCAGUCACCACGCCACAUCUCUGGAGGGGACUGAAGCUGGAUUACGGAAAGCUCAGCCCAGACAUCCUGUCGUUCAGUCUUGCCUCUUUCGCAGAGACUUGGUUUGGUCGUGCUGGCACGAAUCCGCCUCCAUUGACGCUCGCAAUCGUCGAGACGCCCAAUAGGGCUUCACGUUUACGAUGCUACUUACAACCUUGCAUCCAUCAACCGGAGGUGCUUCACAUCGCAAAAGAAACGCUGGCCAUUAUCUCCAAUCUGCGAUACAGUUGGGCAGAAUGGCAUUUCGAUUCAAAGCAGCUCUGGUAUUCUUUGGAAGUGCUCAAGAGAGUGAAUGGCGACCCCGACGCCACAGCUAGGGGUGACCAGCACCUGAGCACCAUCGAGUCGAUUAAUGACAUGAUUUCUUUGCAUACCCUGUCGCUGACAUCCGACGGGGGCUGGAUUGGCCUCUCUGGCUUCCUCCCAUUGUCACUUCGCCGUCUGCGUCUCGCCGAAGUGUAUUACAGAUUGCCCUGGAAGGUUAUGCAGCUUCCUCAGUUGCAGGAGCUCAUUUUCGAGGGCCCCAUCGGAUCGUCGCUCAUUUUCGACUUUGCGGCCCCGCAACAGUUGAUACAAAACCACGUCUUAGAGAAGCUUGUCUUCUCCGAUAUCGAAGCGAGCGACCUCCUCCUCAGUCUCUUCAGCAACACCACCCUCCCCAAUUUGAGGUCUAUCCAGAUUGUGAAUCCCCGCUCUCUCUCGACCAGUGUGACCGAGCACAAUCCGGACUUUACAGAACUGAUGCGCCAAUUUUAUCGACGGAGCUAUAGGACGGAAGUUCCUGGGGACCGACUUCAGGUGUUGCUCGAGGCGACCGAUCGCGUACGAAGUGACGGCAGGAUCCCCCGCAUUCUUGCAUCCCUCAGCGGUAUUGGAAUCACCCACCUUUUCUUCGCCAAUCACCAUGCACUGAUUGGUUCACGGAAGCACGUCCUAAUGUCCCUGGGACAAACGGUUCGGAAGAUUGUUUGUCGUGAGCAGGGGGCUUAUGUGGACACCCAGGGGAGAAAUGAGCUCCAGCAGAUGUUCCAGAGCUUCUGGACUUCCAUGCUCCGUUCCCUGGUUUCGAGGCGUUUGCCCACCGACCCCAGUAUUGUGUUUUGUGUCCCCGAGUCGAAUGCGGCCAAGGCGUUUUUCGGAAGCUUGGAGUAUCCACUUGGGGUCGAAAUUCAUUGUAGGCCUGCCGCAGAGUUGGAGACGAUCGCCAAGAGCGGUUUUUGA